AUGGUUUGGCUAAUGAAGUGUCCAGUGUCCACCAAGAGUCGUCAAGGCAUGGCGCUACCUUCUUCAGAUUUUGUUCCCAUGGCGAAGUAUACUGACUCAGUCAAUCUCCUCCGUUCCGAUUUGUCUCCUGAGUUGACUAUGGAGAUCCUUGGUGCUGAGUUAUGGAACGUUUCUAAGCUCUAUUUUGUGAACAAAUCCAAAGACUUUCGUGGUCCAAUGAGUAUCUUCUCUGAAGCAAAUCAAGGUGAAGUUGCUGUGGAAGGAACAUUAACAGAUAAACUCGAGAUGAGACCACACUGUGGCAUUGAAGAAUACGGAAAGCUUUGUCAAGAGAGGAACAGAAAACAUGUGGCUGAAGCUAGACGCCUAGACACACACAGGCUCUUGAGAAUUGCUGUGGAUUACACUUGA
Microthlaspi erraticum is the source of this 411-nucleotide messenger RNA. The record is from the annotation of a GenBank genome assembly. Lineage: Eukaryota; Viridiplantae; Streptophyta; Magnoliopsida; Brassicales; Brassicaceae.